AUGGCGAGGAUCAAACAGGGCGUUUUCUCCUGGGAGGAUGUGCUGGCCCAGCGAUAUCAAAGCAACAAGCCAGCAGCCCUACCCAGGUCGAGAAGGCACAGUGUCCUCUCCGGACGAAGCCAGUCGCAGAAGCAGACGGACACACGGUUGGAAUGGACAUUCCAGCCCGACUGCUCGCUAUUGAAGAAACUCGCGCCCGAGCUGCGCCUUCUGAUCUGGGAGAUGGUCUUGGGUGGGAUGCGUAUACAUAUUAUCCAGCGGCCGAACCGCCGGAUGGGUCACAUCGUAUGUUCGCUUGCAGAGACAUGCGAUAUCUGCCGCGGUAAUGUGCCGCAGCUGGUCAAAGACGGAGCAGCCACCCGAAAGACUCAACUGCUGUCUCUCGCGUUGACCUGUAAACUGAUCUAUUGCGAAUCCAUCCACCUGUUGUACUCGCUCAACAUCUUUGAGUUCAGUAAUACCUGGUCCUUAACAUAUCUCCGUCCAACCAUCCCCGCCGACUUCUGGGACUGUAUUCGUGCAGUAGAACUGCGCUGGGCGUUUCCAGGCCACUGGCUCCCCAGUAAAGACCCGGUCAAGACGGUCUAUUUCUCCGCUGGACGCCAGCAGUGGGUCGAGACCUGCCGCGCUCUGACGCGGAUGAAGGGCCUGCAGUCGUUCACGCUGCAGCUGAUGGGGAACUGGUUCUGCGAACCGGUGGAGAAGAUCCCUCCAUACUAUAUCAAGGAGAUUCGGAAUAUUGACGGUGAUCUGCGCCAGAGGGGCAUUGACUGUUCCGUUCGAGCAGCGUGA
This is a messenger RNA of Aspergillus novofumigatus IBT 16806, 792 nucleotides long. RefSeq lists its product as uncharacterized. The transcript has 4 exons. NCBI's taxonomy places the organism in Eukaryota, Fungi, Ascomycota, Eurotiomycetes, Eurotiales, Aspergillaceae. The record is from RefSeq and is a predicted model, not a curated record. Bases 1 to 792 code for a protein of 263 amino acids.